AUGUCAGCGGGGGGCUGUGCCAUCGAUGUGCCCGCUGUGGUGUUGAACCCCAAGAUGGGAAUGCCUUCGCAAGAUGUUGCAGAGUUCUAUCCAUGCGGAGCCGGACGUUCCUUUGGAGAGCGCCGCCAGGUUUGCAGCCGCCUUUGUGCAGUAGCAGAUCAGGCUGGAAGCACCGGCUGGCAAGAUGCCAUCCAACUGUUGGCAGAGGCACAGCGGCAGCGGAGCGCCUCCAUGGAGGCCUUUGAAGAUGCUGCGGAACUCUGCAGGAUUCAGGAUGCCCCGCGUGCUGCACCACGCGUGGAGAAGCUCCUGGAGGAGGCGAGGCAGUCCAAGCUGAAUCCUACACGACGUCUGUAUGAAGCUGUGGUGAUGAGCUACGGCGAUGCGGAAAGCUGGGAGCAAGCCUUGUUUUGGUUAUUGGAAGCGGGGGCCCAGGGGGCCCAGGAUGCUGGAGAGCUGGACAAGCCACGAAAUCCAGAGAAAUGA
Messenger RNA from Cladocopium goreaui, 486 nucleotides. The record is from the annotation of a GenBank genome assembly. NCBI's taxonomy places the organism in Eukaryota, Dinophyceae, Suessiales, Symbiodiniaceae.